UCGCCGUUAUUUUCCCAGCACCACGCGAGCGGGUAGGACGUGUACACACUGUCGCUGCUAGUGGGCUGCUUCACGCACAUCUUCUACGGUACACACAUAGAGACAACUAAGCAGACACAGUGAGCGAAGCGAGUUGCGAUCGAAUGCAUCGCAGCCGUGCGUGCACCAGCCCUGCCGCCGAGUUUCAGUUGUUUGUUCCCCUAUUGUUCACCCAAUACACACAAUUUGUGCGUGCGUGCCUGCUGCCGUUGUGCUCGUUGGUUUACACAUAUCCCCCAAUCGUGUUUGUGUGUGUAUGUGUUUCUGUGUGAGUAAAGAUAGAGGCGAAGGUAUCCAGGUGUUUGUGUCAGUGUGUGUGUGUCUUUGAGCAAAUCGUACAGUACAGUAAAGAGCGUGAAUGAGUGACUACCGCCCGCAUAUGAAGCAGGGGGUGGUUUUGUUUCCCCUCCCGUUCCAACCAGUGUUGCCAGCGAAUGCCACACAGUGACGGACGGGGAGGAACAGUGCAUGAAUGUGUGGAAGUGGCGGGGAGUGUGUGUCGCGCGCGAAACGACGCAUGAGUACGCUUGGGUAGGCAAGCCGCCCCAGCCAACUCUUUCACCCCGCCCUUUCGGUGGGAGUGUUUUUGUCAGGAAGGGAAGGAACACGAACUUCUUCCCCAAAGGAACUGACAAAACCAAAGCAAAGCAAAGCAACACCGGAAAUUAGAGAUUAUACCGGAGGGAAACAGAGGAAGCGAGUGAGAUUAAGCGAGUCAACAUACCCCGUAAGGGCCCACACAAUCCGUGCGAACUCCGUGUGGAUUGGUGCGUCUUCCGCGAGCGCAGGCUUCAUGGAGAACAAUCUGUCAUCCAACGCUGGACCGCCUGAAAGGUCUCCCGUACACAAUCAAACCAGCCGCAUCCCAACGAACCAAAAUGGCAGUGCAGGAUCCCCCCGACAACAGCAGCAGCAGCAGCAGCAACAGACACAGCAACCGAGGCCCCAAACGCUGACGCCCACCCGCGAAUCCCCGGCCAAUGGGUCGAUGGCGAUGCAGACGCUCGUCGUCACGGUGAACAAGGAUGCGACCGGGUACGGCAUGAAGGUGUCCGGCGACAAGCCCGUGUUCGUGGAGAGCGUCAAGCCGGGCGGGGCGGCACGCCGGGCCGGCCUAAUGCCGGACGAUAUGAUCCUGAAGGUCAAUGGAACAUCCGUGCGAGCAUUAACCCACACCCACGUGGUGGAACUGAUCAAAGCAGCAUCGGACGUCGUUGAGCUCACUGUGCAGCGUGGGAGCAACAGAAUGCAGCGCCCAUCGCCAUCGACCAACUCGAUCGCGCCAAUGACGCCGGUUGCGCAACGGAACAGCAUCACCGCUCCGCAGCCCGUUGAUUGCGCCAAGCAACGGGAGAUGGAAGUGCACAAGAUGAACACGCUGCAGCUGAUGCUCGAUCAGGUGAAGAAAAGCCGGGACACUCUGAUCGCCAGCAACAAACCGCACGUCGAGGUGGCCCGGGUCGACGCGACGAUACAGAAGCUGGAGAAGGAGCUGCAGCAAAUGCUUGGCGAGCCCGGCACCUAUCCGGCAUUCAGCCCGUCGGCGCUCAGCUCACCGCCACUGUUUCCGCAGCCGCAGCUCCCGAACAGUGCCCAAACGACCUCCACCACGCCCGCCUUUCUGUCGCGCUUUCCGCGCUCGCUGUCCUCGCUGAGCCUGGGCACGAAGAAGAAAUCGAUCGACUCCAAAGAGAUUAGCUCGCCGUCGGCGGCCACCCUGUUCGGUUCGCCCGAGUGCCUUAGCCCAACGGACGGCGGUGGACCGUUCGGUGGGCUCACGUCGUCCGGCACGCCCACCAAGACAGGGAAGAAAUACAGCGCGAGCAGUGCGGCCGACCAUCACCAUCAUCACCAUCUGCACGGUGGCGGCGGUGGAGGUGGUAAUCAUCACGGGCAUCACCUGAACAGGAGCGGCCAUUUUGGUGGAAAACAACAGCAGCAGCAGCAGCAAAGUGCGGACAUACCGCCGCCGCUUCCGCAGCGCAACAACAUUCCAAAACGAGCGGACGACACGGUGGACACGAUGUUGGUCGGGUCGCGGCGCAACAUUCUCGUCUCGGACCUCGAUCACCAGCUCGUGCUGUCGCCGGCGGCCCAGGAAACGGCGAGUUUACAUUCGGCCGGCUCGACCGGCUCGGCAAGCUCGAAAGCGAGCGGUGGCGGCGGUGGCAGUGGGAAAUCCUCACGUGGUAAAAAGAAAAACGGCUCAAGCACUGCUGCGCACAGCAACAGUGUCAGCAGCAGCAGCAACAAUAAUAACAACAACAACAACAACCACAGCAGCAGUAAAGGCGGAAACGCUAACAGCAGUCUAAGCAGCGGCGGGGUCGAUACGACCACGCUGCUUGAUGGCAAUGUGCUGGCCACGGCAACGGCCACUACCGAGCUGCAGGCAGAGCCACCGCCCUUACCCCCACGCCAGCCCGGCAUGCUGGAGGUGGUGAACCAGAAUCUCAUACUGAACAGUGACAACAACGCUGGCAGCAGCAGCAGCAAUGGUGCCAACUCGACGACCGCGGCGAGCACACCGAACGGCAACAACAACCACAGCAGCGGGCGGGGUUCGAUCGAGAUGCGGCCGCCACCGAACAGCAUCAACACGCUGAUGAACUAUCCGCUCAUAACGACCUGCACCUCGGUGCGCGACAAUAUGGCGGCCGCCUUUCCGCUCUCCUACCGGCCGAACAUAGUGCACCAGAUGCAGCAGCAUCAGCAAUCGACCGCGAUGAAUCAAUCGGCCGCAGCCGGAGCUGGCGUGAACCAGUCCAUCAGCAAGAAGCACCGCCGCAUCGUGUCGUCGCCGGAAAACAUUGGCGCAAAGGAUUUCGGCAUGGUGGCGGGCGCCGAUCACCAUCACCAUCAUAGUGGGGGAUACCGGCAUCACAAGACGUCAUCCGACUCGUGGGACAAACGGUCGGAGAUAACGCCACCGGGCACGCCACCGCCACCGUACCUCAGCACCUCGAUGACGACCGGUAGCCCGGCGGGCGGUGGUGGCCAUCCGCAGCAGCAGCAUCAUCCGCACCAUCAUCAUCAUCAUGGCGGUCACCAUCCGCAUCACCAUGAGCAUACCACUGCCGGUGAUCUGGCGAUAGCGAAUCCGCUCAGCAGCAUCAACAACAAUCACCAUCAUCACCACCAACAACAGCACCACGGAAACAAUGGCACAGCGACGCACCCGGCAACGGGCCCCAACAACAUCAAUAGCAUUAACAACAACAAUGGAGCUAGCCACAUGUCCGCCUCGUACCAUGCGCACCAUCACCACCCAUCACACGGACAGCAGUCCCCGGUGGGGGCCACGAAUGCCGGAGGACCGGCGGGAGGCGUUGGUGGUGGUACCGCACCGAGCAGCAGCAUUGUGGCGGCGCAGGCGAACGUCGCCCAGAAGCCGAUCAUCUCGAUGGAGGACGACGACAUCUCGGACCAGGAAAGCUUCAUCGAGGAGAACAGCCCGUUCCGGUCGCUGACGCAGCUGCUCGAGGCGGACAAGUCCGUCUACCUGGCGGUGUUUCUCAACUUUGUGCUCACCAACUCGGACCCGUCGGCGCUGCUGUUCUACAUGAUCACGAUGCUGUACAAGGAGGGCACGGUGAAGGAUAUGCGCAAGUGGGCGUACGAGAUACACUCGACAUUCCUGGUGCCGGGCGCGCCGCUGCUGUGCGCGAACGUGGACGAAGCGCUGGCGCGCGACAUCGACGACGUGCUGCAGAAGGAAAACGACAAGGCGGAGAUACUGCGCAUGGUGUUCUGGCGCAGCCGGCUGAAGGCGAAGGAAAUGAUCAACCAGCAGCUGCAGCAGUUCCAGACGAAGCGCACGGCCGGGUUGGGGACGAUGUACGGCCCGAACGAUCAGCAGCUCCAGAUGGCCAAGGGCGACAAGGUGAAGGAGCAGCGCAUCAUCGACGAAACGCUGCUGCCCAAGCUGCAGCAGUAUCUUGAUGAACUGGAGCGCGAGUCCCCGAAGGAGGAUCCAAAGAAGUCGGCCCUUUGCUCGGCCCUGUCGACCGUACUGAUGCGGAUCUUCGUUACCCGCUGCAAUCCCGGCGGACCGAUCGACAAGGUGCACCACUUUGUGAGCCGGGAGAAAAGCUUCAAGAGCCGGCUGAUGGCCAAAAACCGGAAGCAAACGAUCCUCGGUCACAAUCUGCACCUGCAGCCGUACUACGAGGUGACUCGCUGCAACCACUGUCAGAACAUACUGUGGGGCGUCAGCCCGCAGGGCUACCAUUGCACUAACUGCGAACUGAACAUCCAUCGGGCUUGUGCAAAAGAUCUGGUCGAGUGCUGUCCCGGGCCGGCGAUACAGAAGAACGACAGCAAAAUCACCAAACUCAUGGAGAAAAUCUCAAGUCGCAAUCAUCAUCAAGAUAAAUCUCGCCGUCACGAUGAUGAUGCGACCGCGGAUGAUACCACCAUUAGCGAGCGAGGAGCAAACACAUCCCUAGCCCGGCAGCCAUCGGACCGACGUCAGGACCUGAGUGGACAGCUAGCUAACACUAGCGGUGCCUCCGACCAUCUCAACAGCUCAUCGUCCGAUGCCUACGGCUACAAACAGUCCGCCGAUGACGAUCAGUUCCGUGAGAAUGUCAAAUCCAAAUCUGCCCCCGUAUCGGUGAACCGAUCCGAAUCGUACAAGGAAAGAUCGCAGAAGAAAACGCGCACCACGCGACGGAAAACGUCCGAUCCGAGUCUCACAAAAACGGCUGACGAACAGAAUGAGGCGUCCUCGUUGGCCAACAACAACUAUUCCAGCAGUUCCACAUCUAGUCUUCCAUUGGCACUGGACAGCCGAUCGGCCUCGAUGGAGGCGGUCGGUGGCGGUGCAACGACUGCGGUCUCCUCGGCUGGUCCAGCAGGAACCGUCAGUGGUAUCAACCCGACGCACUCGUCACCGGGCGGCGUCGGCCUACCGUCGAGCGCGUCCACCACGAGCGGUGGCACCGGAGGCGGUUUGCAUGGUGGCCCGGUCGGUAGCGGUGUUAGCGGUGGACCGGGCGGCCUGAACGUUCCUACCGCCCGGGAGUGGAUCGACAGCGACGACGAGGGUACGGUCGAGCCGGAGGCGGACUGGAGCUCGAACAUCGCGCCCGAAAUACUCUCCUCGAUUGGCGAUCUGGAAAAGAAGCGCCAGGAAGUGAUUAACGAGAUUUACCAAACCGAGCGCAAUCACGUCCGCACGCUGAGGCUACUGGAGGGCAUCUUUAUGCGGCCACUGCAGGAGUCCGGUGCGCUACCGCACGACUUACUGAACCUGCUGUUUCCCCACUCACUGAUCCACCUGAAAGAUCUCCACACUGCGUUCGAGCUGAAGCUAAAGCAGCGGCGCAGUGAGCACGGCAACAUCGUACGUGAGAUCGGUGAUCUGCUGCUGACUAUGUUCGACGGCCAAACCGGUGAGGAGCUAAAGGAACAUGCGGCCCACUUCUGCGCCCGGCAACAGAUCGCCCUGGAGGCGCUGAAGGAGCGGCGGAAAAAGGACGAGCAGCUGCAGCGCAUCCUGACCAAGGCCGAAUCUCACAAGGCGUGCCGCCGGCUGCAGCUAAAGGAUCUGCUGCCGACAGCGCUGCAACGGUUGACCAAGUAUCCGCUGCUGUUCGACAACCUGUACAACUUUACCGUGCGCAGCACGCCGAAGAACGAGGGCGAGGCGCUCGCGAUCCGGAAGUCGCACGAGUCUGCCAAACGGAUACUGGAUCACGUCAACCAGGCGGUGCGAACGGAGGAAGAUAUGCAUAAGUUGGCAACAAUCCAACGCAAACUCGACAAGAGUGGGCUGGAUAAGGAAGCUGCUGUUGAAUUUAAGAAUAUUGAUCUAACCGUACGUAAGCUAAUCCACGAUGGGCCUUUAACGAUGAAGAAGAAUCCAGGUGUACAACUGCAUGGGCUGCUGUUCGAAGAUAUCAUGGUGUUGCUGCAGAAGCAGGACGACAAGUAUCUUGUCAAAUAUCACUCUAGUCCCGGGCUCGGCGGAAGCGAAAGUAAGUACGCCGAGGGCCGCUUUAAUCCGAUCACCAAAAUCCAUCUCAUCCUGGUGCGACAGAGCGCCGUCGACAAAAACACGUUCUUCCUAAUCAACACCAACGUCUCGCAGAUGCUGGAACUGACCGCGCCGAGCAGCACCGAGUGCAAAACAUGGUUUAAGCAUAUUUCCGAUGCCGCCGAAGCGUACAAAUCACGUACCAAAGGAACGCACGAGUACGGUGAGGACAGUGCCGGUGGUGGUGCUGGUCAGCCACCGAAGGACAGCUUCGAAACCGUCACCGAGACGCAGAAGAUCGAACAGACCUCGACGCCGAUCGAGCGGCUCGAGCGCAAGGACACGCAGUGUCGGGCGGUGAGCAGCAGUGCCGGCCAUCAUCAUCAUCAUCACCACCCUGCACAGCCCCAUCACCCGCACCAGCAGCAGCAACAGUCACCUGCGAGUCAGCAAGCUGCCGGUCAGCCGCACCACCACCAACAUUCUCAUCAUCCCGGUGGUGGUCGACCGGAUGACUCGCGCCUCCCGUCCGUGCCCGGUGCGCCCGACUCGAGCGGUGCCAACGAAACGGAGGACAAUCUGGAGAACGAGGAGAAGGAAAAGUUUAAGCGCAGCUCGCGGCGACACGGUUCGCGCGAGGAGUGCAACGGCGGUGGCCGAACGUCCGACGAGGAGGAGGAGGAAGACGGGCAGCAUGAUGACGAGGACGAUGAGCGCUAUACGCGCGGUCAGUCGGGACGCCAGGGAUCGUCAAACAAUACGCGCACGAUCACGCAGCAGUGCUCGCUGGUCGCACCGAGCGAAAUUCAUGUGAGCGUAAGCGCGACGCUUACGGCGGAACCGAUCCUCACACCGGCGGAGCAACUGCGCCGGUACGAUCAGCUGAUCCAGAAAACGCUCGCCAGCAAGCAGCGGGUCGUGUGCGACAUGUUCAAGGUGCCGGACGAACACUUCCAGGCGAUCGCGGACAUCGCCGCCCAGCCGGAGGCACCGAAGGAACCGACCGACCUGGUGCUGGCCGCGUUCGCCUACGGCCAAACGCUGAUGGAGAUCGUGAGCGAGUGUAUGCGGGUGUCGGAGAGCCAGCAGGUCAGUGCCGUGUCGACCGCCGUCUGCGAUGACUGCAGCGUGCUGGCUGCUGCUGCCGGUCGCACCAAGCAGUCGAACCACCACCAUCACAUUCCGUCGCCCACCACCACCACCACCACCAAAGAACCGCUCAGCGAGCCGACCGUACCGACGAUAGGUGGUGGUCCAGUGCCUUCGGCAACGGCGGCUUCCGCCACCAUCAGCACCGCGACAGCGGCCACAUUCUACAACAGUGCGCCGGCACCGAUUGGGGUGGUGGCGGCCCAGGAUCAGAACGUCAGCAUCACGGAGGAUGAGGAUGGAUACUGUGAGAUCGAUGAAGUCCGAGCUGCGGCCGUCCUACUGGCGGAGAAUGAGAAGGCCCGUAAGCUUACGGAGGCAGCCGCAGCAGCAGGUGGAGGAGUGGCGAGCGGUGUCGAUACGUUGGAUGAUGGAGGUGACGUUGGUCGUGCUUCGCAAUCGCCCGAGUCUCACAUAGAGAUCAAUGAGAAUUAUGACUCGACGCAGAGUCCAUCCAUGACGCAAAAAUACUCGGGAACAGCGCUGGGACCGGAGCAGUGCGGCAAGAACCGCUUACUUCACGCCUCGAAUCUCGCCCCUACCGUACCGUGCCAUCUGAUAGCGAGCUACGUGACUGGUUUGAACUCGCAAAUUUCGCAGCUCUUGCAUAAGAUUAGUGAAAAGGAUAUGGAACGAGAACAUCUGCGGCGGGAAAAUCAACACUUGCGGGAGCUGCUGAAUGCAAUGCAUCAGGAACGUGUUUUAGAAUCACAGGAAACCAACCAAGAUCAGCAGCAAAACGCACCGGGCGAUGAGCAGACGACGUCAUCAUCUCUUUCUGCGAUAGGCCCGGAAGUGGCAGCAACUCAGCCACCACCAUCGCAGCAGCAGCAACAACAACAACAACCAACGUCUCCAUCAUCGGAGGAACCUUCCGGGACGACGGCAGACAACGGGAGUGCACCAACAGUGCCUACGGACUGAAGCAAUAUAAACGGCCGCCAAGAGCAGCAGCAGCAGCAACAGCAGCCGUGUCUAGUUCGAGCGUGACCACUUGUGCUAGUAGUGCUUAAAGCAGAUAGAGAGAGAGAGAGGAGAGAUAGAAAGAGCACAAUCGCGAUCGAAUUUGUAUUGUUUUUUUUUUUGUUUUUACAGACACAGUGUUGAAAAUAUGUUCCCCAUUUUCAACACAAUUGUAGACGCAAUCGAAGCACACCCUACUCACAAACACACACACACGACAAAAACACGUCGAGAUUCGUGAAAGAAAGCAUGGCGAAAGCAAUCGCCCCUAUUGUGUUAAGGAAAAAAAGCGAAAAGAACGGAUGGAACCGAAGAAAAGGAUUAGUGAAAUAAAAGUAAACCCACACAGAGACAGAUACACCUCCUUUUUCGCGUAUUUACGCACGAGAACACAUAGACAACAUGUACAGAACACGUGGCUUGACAGGAAGCGUAUGAACAGAGCCGCGCUUUAACCAGCUGAAGAAGAAUGUUAACAGUUUUUGAAGGUCAAUAUGUUUGGUAAAGUCUGCAACCGCCGCAGUAUACUAUUUGUGAGUAGCGCUUAUACAGUAUCAUUGUUUGGUCAGUGUACAUAAUGCGAAAUUCUCUGCAAACGAGCGCAUACAACUCUCUGCUUCCGCAUUAACCGCACGGUGGCGAACGUAAAUAGUAAGAACUGUAAAGUGAUUACAAUUACAUCAGUGAGUAUGCUUACACGAUGGCAUUAUGUUCCAAUUUGUACAGUAGCUUUCCAUGUUCAUCCUUUUUUAAUUGUUUCGCCGCACUUUCGCAGUUUUCGAGACCCUGCGCUUAAACAUUCGCCUUCUUUCCGAUCGUUGUUUACGUCACAGGUGGUGUGUACUGGCUACCCUACCCAGCCGCCACGCAACAGCAUGUGGAUGUUGUUUCAUUCUUUCGUUCCUUCUCUGUAUGUUUGUGUGUGCGCGUGUGUUAUUCAGCUGCUGGACGCCUUUUAAAGCAAAGCAACAGACAAAACUAAACAAAAUCCGCAGAACAAGUAUACGUGGAGUGGCCGUGUGUCCGAGCACAUCGAUGUAAUUGAUUUACUAUUUGUACUGUGUAUGGACAUAAAAACACACACAAAACACACA
Messenger RNA from Anopheles merus, 9225 nucleotides. RefSeq lists its product as uncharacterized. Lineage: Eukaryota; Metazoa; Arthropoda; Insecta; Diptera; Culicidae. The transcript is spliced from 25 exons. Gene Ontology annotation, cellular component: cytoplasm. The record is from RefSeq and is a predicted model, not a curated record. Bases 833 to 8092 code for a protein of 2419 amino acids. Gene Ontology annotation, biological process: G protein-coupled receptor signaling pathway. Gene Ontology annotation, molecular function: guanyl-nucleotide exchange factor activity; G protein-coupled receptor binding.